Messenger RNA from Polistes dominula (European paper wasp), 3604 nucleotides. RefSeq lists its product as uncharacterized. Gene Ontology annotation, biological process: regulation of DNA-templated transcription. The record is from RefSeq and is a predicted model, not a curated record. Lineage: Eukaryota; Metazoa; Arthropoda; Insecta; Hymenoptera; Vespidae. Gene Ontology annotation, molecular function: DNA-binding transcription factor activity; protein dimerization activity. Gene Ontology annotation, cellular component: transcription regulator complex; cytoplasm; nucleus.
CAACAACAGCAACAACCUCAUCAUCGAUAUCAGCAGCAACAGCAACAGCAACAGCAGCAGCAGCAGCCACAGUUGCAGCAGUUGCAGAUGCAACCACAGACUUGCAUGAGAGGAUUUGGUUUUGAUCAUCGUACACAGCAACCAAAUGUUCAUCUUGGUAUCGUCGGUGCUAACGAUACAACAUCACAACAUCAUAAGCUUCAACAACUUCAACAUCAUUCGAGGGGAUCAAAUACUAUGGAUCUGCCGUUGUCAAGCAAUCCACGAGCUUCGCGAAAUAUGGCAGAAAAACAACGUCGAGAUAAUCUCAAUACCAAUAUCUCGACUAUGGCGUCCCUUGUGCCUAUUAUCGUUGGAUGUCCGAGAAGGUUGGACAAGAUAUCUAUCCUACGAUUAGCUACGUCAUAUUUAAGAAUGGAUUACACACUUGGACGUGGAUCGGCCAAUUUUCUUCCGAAACAAUUCAAAGAUAUAGACGUUGAACAAUACAUUUUAGAUAAUUUAAUUGGAAAAGCUGGUUUUUUCCUCGUCGUAACGUCUGCAGGAAAAAUCGUUUAUGUCAGCCAACAGGUAGAACGCCAUCUUGGUCAUGCUCAGAAAGAAUUGACGGGGCAAUCUUUGUAUCAUUAUAUUUAUUCAGAGGAUCAUGAAGAAUUAAGGAAAAAUUUAACACCAGAUGAGAUGCAACCAAUCACCAAUACAAUAACAUCCGAUGGUGACAGUAAUUCAAAUUCAUCGGAGAUAUCUUCAACGUCUAGUUCAACGUCGCAAAAAAAUAACUCUGAUAGGAACAACGUACCUGAUAGAAACACAUUUCGCAAACAAAGACGAAUGUUUAUGUUGCGUAUGUCACAACGUACGACUACUAGACGUGAACAUACACAAUAUGAGUGUUUGAACGUGACAGGUGUACUAAAACUUGCCGACGCUUGUGAAAAUCCUCAAAAUCGUAAUGCACGGCAUCGAGGAACGUCUACAAGCAACGAUAUCAUAUUUGUUGGUGUUGCAUGGUUUCUGGCAAAACGUCCUCUUACUGAACUAUCUAUAACAGAUGCUAAUAAAGAAGAAUAUGUAACACGACAUUUGGUUGAUGGUCGUAUCAUUUAUUGCGAUCACAGAAUAUCCAUCGUGGCAGGUUACAUGUCGGAAGAAGUUUCCGGUAUGAGUGCUUUUAAAUAUAUGCACAAGGACGAUGUUAGGUGGACCAUCAUUGGAUUACGCCAAAUGUAUGAUCGUGCUGAACCAUGUGGAUCGUCGUGCUACAGAUUGCUUUCCAAAACUGGUCAAUUCAUUUACCUGAGAACUCAUGGUUAUUUGGAAUACGAUAAAAAUACACAAUCUUUUGAAUCGUUUGUCUGUAUCAAUACUUUAGUUUCUGAAGAAGAAGGUAUUGAAUUUGUUAGAGAAAUGAAAGAACGAUUUUCUGCAACUGUAUCCGGUUUUGCAAAAGCUGCGAUGAUUCAAAACAAUGAAGAUUCGUAUAAUUUGGCAUUGGAUUCUAAAAAAUCUCACCCGAAUCCAAACGUGGAAGAUGCUUCAAAACUAGAAGACGUAAUUACUCAUCUGAUCAGUGAUUUACCUUCGCCAUCUAUUCCGGAAGAUUGUCUUUCACCGAAACCAAUGACGAACACACAGUUUGCUAAAGCAGCCGUAUUUUCGCAAAGGUUACCACCGGUAGCUGCGCAAACCAGUAAAAUUCGUGUAAAAAAGAUCGAUCAUUGUGUUUCGACUCCGAGCAACAAUAAAUGCAGCAACAACGAUGUUACUAUAAAACAGGAAAUACCGAGUAAUGAAAUAAAGGAAGAAUGUCAAUCGUUGAUCAGCCCUAAAACAAUUACCGAUUCUAUUGUUGAACAGGAAUUCGAGUCAGAUGGACCCCAACCCCAACCACAACCACAACAACAACAACAACCACCACAACAGCGACAAGUGGGAAGAAGAAAAAAUUCAAAUAAUAGUAUUAGUUCAUUAAGAUGUCCAGGAAAGCCUUCUAAUUUGAAAGAAAUAAUGGGACACUUAAUACCUGUAAACGCUGCCAAACAUGAGGAACAUUUGAAUGAUGUUAAACCUAAAAUCUUACUUGGAAUUGACCCUUUAGAAAAUGACACGAGCGAAUCCGAAUCUGACGUGUCAAAAAGAAAAUAUAAUUCAAAAAGAAUAUAUAACGAAGAUAACGUCGCCGGUGGUACAUUGCGUACCAAAAAACGAAAAAAUGAUAAAAAAUAUGAAGUUGUUUCUGAAGUUGAACAUGAACAACAGCAGCGACAACAACAAAUAGAGCAUCAAAGAAAAAUACAAAAACAGCUACAAUCAAUACAACAACCACAUCUAAAUCAACAAACUAGUGUUUCAUAUAUUCAUUGUAGGACUUAUAUUGACAAUAAACCGUUUUCAAAUCUAGAUGAAUUGGAAAAUAUUGAACAGGCUUAUACUCCUACUGAACCCGUUCAAAUUAUAUCUAUGAACUCACCGAAUUCAAGUAUUCAAGAUUAUAACAUCGAAUAUCAAGAAUUGAUGCCAUUAGAAAUCUCCAAUGAGGUUCAUAGCGAACAAUUGUUUGAUCUACAUGAAUUCGAGGAUGACCCUUUGUUGUGUUCAACCCCUAACCUAGAAGCUAAUCCAGAUUUUAUGCUAAAAAUAUUUAAUAAUCUACGACCUGUAAUGGGUUUUGAAAAAAACUAUGAUGAGGUGAAUUCGCGACAAUUGACGUCGCUCGAUGAUCUUGAUUUUUCACAGCAACAAAUAGUCAGUGACGGGUUAACGAAGACACAUCGUCAACUCACCAAUGAUAUUCAAUUUCAAGAAUCCGAAUUUAAUGCAUUAAAACGUGACCUUGAGAAUCCAGCUUUAGAAGCUCAAAGAAAAAAUUUGACUCAGCUACAGGUAAUGUCUUACAUCGAUUACAGGCUGAACAUAAAAUACAAAAGCAAAUGUUAAAGACAUUACAACAAGAUCAUCUGAAUAUACAAGUCAAUACGAAGCAAAACAUCGAUGUUUAAUUAUCUGGUUUACGUAUCAUAAAAAUAUAAUUCACGGAAACGAUUUAUGUUCACGAGGAGGAGCACCAUUUACCACCAAGAGUCACAUAAAUUCGUUCGAAGAAAAAAUAAAAAUGAAGAAGAAGGAUGUCUGGUACUUCCCCUAACUUCAAAUUACCGAAUUUAACUAUGAGUCUGAAAAAAUGUUACUAGAUCCAUCCUCUAGUAAAAAAAAGGAAGAAGAAGAAGAUAAAAAAAAAACAACAACGAUCGGCAUACGUGCAAUAUGCAUCAUCGAAUUGCACCAAUCGAAGUUACUUAUUUAUUCUUUUGUCUUCUUGAAGAAAAAAAAUGGCGUCGGAGAAGAAGGAGGAGCAGAAGGAAGGAAAAAAAAGGAAACCAAGUUUUUGUCGUUAAAUAAAAUUCAAGUUAUUGGUACUAUGUUGGUGCUUAAAAAAUAAAAAAUAAAAAUAAAAAAAAUAAAAGAAGAAAAUAUGAAUUGAAGAAAAGAAGAUGUUAUUUCAGUCGAGUUUCAUGAGUGCUUGGCGAUUGUAAAAAUCGUUAAGAAUUAUAAUAGGAAUAAACGAUCGUUCGUUAGACAAAUUGGACAAAGAUAUAAAAGUGAA